Molecule: messenger RNA, 1648 nt
Organism: Phytophthora nicotianae INRA-310
Lineage: Eukaryota; Oomycota; Peronosporomycetes; Peronosporales; Peronosporaceae
Exons: 2
Coding region: 28-1497 (489 amino acids)
Biological process (GO): response to UV; transcription-coupled nucleotide-excision repair
Cellular component (GO): chromosome
Molecular function (GO): RNA polymerase II complex binding; phosphatidylinositol binding; ubiquitin binding
Source: RefSeq, a predicted model, not a curated record
CUCGUGCGUACAACACAGAAAUAAGCCAUGAACCGAUAUGGAGACCGAGACGUCAACGUGGUCGGUAUUCAGGCACUCAACAGCGAAAAUGAGUCCACUCGAUUUGAUGAGACCCUGAACGGCUACUUCCGCGUGUCUAAUGCCGCCAAUAAGCGCCUUCGAGUUCACGGGGGUCGUCACGUACCCUCUCAAACAGCAGAGAAUAACCCCGACACUUGUCUAAAGCAGCUCAAGCGCAUGCUACGCGACGCAGAAGCUACAGUGCAGUCUGAAUACAUCCACAGACUCCACUUAACUAUUCAGCACCAAUUCAAGCGCGCUAAGACGUCGUCUAUCGUCUUCUGUAGGGCGGUGGAACUUUGUCGAGAGAUAUUCAAGCGGUCAGCAGUGUUCCGAGCCCUUAUAUCAGCACAGACGGCCUCAUUCUUUGACCAACUACUCGUGGCUGCAGGGGAAGACCCGCGUGCCAACGUGUCGAGAGCUUUAAGAGCCAGAAAUCGUGGCUCGAAGCAGCUAAAGACAGUGUUGGAGCUUAUUGAGACGUGGAAGCAGGACUUUGGGAAUAAGUAUCCAUCUCUAGUGGCAGGUUACAGUGUUUUAAUUGAUAGAGGGUAUCAGUUCCCCAAUGCGCGUGAGAGGCAGCAGGAACAGCGAGAUCGACAAGUGGACAUACAACGGCAUCGAGAGCGAGUAAAUAACGCCAAGAAACAACAACGGGAUCGAGAAAUGAAGCGGUAUGUACCGGAGAUGGAGCAAGUGCUGGUCGAGAUGAAUCGCGUGUUUGAGAUUUUGGUACCGACGUUGGAUGCCUUCAACGUAGAGGAGGAAGAGAAAUCCGCCGAAACUUCAGUUGAUGUUAAUGUGGCUAAAAGCAAGAAGAACAGUGACGAACGGAUUCACGUCAUCGAUAAUGAAGACCACGAAGAGGAUGUGGACAAUGACAUUCAAUGGGAGAACGUUACAGGAGUCGAUGCAGACGAUGAGGACACUGUGGAGUGGGAGAGUGUGGAAGUGGACGAUACUAGCGAUAACACGGAGGAGGACAAUGCAAGUGACGGAGAUACCGCUGAAGAUCAGAUGGAUAUCAACGAAAUUGUGCAGGCGUAUGGCCUUGGAAGCUCGUCUUACCAGCUGACCAUUGAAGUCUCCAAGCAGGUGUGCGAGGAAUCCUCCGAUAACGGCGCAUUGUUCCGAACCCUGGCUGACGGUACACUGCGCAUGCGGAAAAGGUUUCUACCAUUAUUGGACGACUGGGAACAGCACUCUACGUUAGGAGGACAAUGCUCAUCCAGAUCUUCAGAUUUACUGACUCAACGUGAGAUUUUACUGCGAAUUCGUGACCUCCGAGAUCGCAUGACGCGUGCACUAUUGAAAUGGGAUGAUCUCGUCCAAGACUCGAAAAAAAAAACUUCAGUUCAGCCGGCUGUGGUGUCGUUGCCUCUAGAGUCGUACAACCUACCCACCAAGCGAAGGCGGCGAACGAAUCCACAGCCAUAGCCCCGAACUGCUAUAGGUUCUGGUCGCUCUUCCGCGUUACUUUUUUUCGUUACCCACAGACCAACCGUCAUAGCAGUAGCAGCUCCAAAAAAGGUCGAGCCUAGCCAAUGAUGUUCCUCAACUGUUCACGUAGCAGUUUUUUGUUUUUCAA